UGAAAUUUCUUCUCUCUACCGCAAAAAUCGAUUUACUCCGAAGGCCAAAACCUUUUGCUGAUCUCGCUCGCAGAUUUUCUGUAAUUCGAUUGAGAAAUAUUUUUGAAGAAUUACCAUAGGAAAAUGAAGAGUUCAUGGGCAGAUGCUGUUGAUAAUGUAGUUACUGGAUCUACUGAUAAUGCUGGGCCUAGUGGUGGGAGUGAACGCCCAUCAGCUCCGACUAAGCCUGCGUAUGUUCCGCCGCACCUUAGGAACAGGCCUCCUGCCUCUGAGCCACCAGCACCAUCACUUGGUGGGCCACCAUUUGGUAAUGAUAGGUCUGGUUAUGGUGGGCCCACCAGUGGCUCCCGGUGGGCUGGUCCUAGGCCUGAUUCUGGCCGCCAGGGAUAUGGUGGUGGUGGUGUUGGUGUUGGUGUUGGUGGUGGCGGUCGUGGAAUUGGUGGUUGGGGCGGCCGUGGUGGUUGGGGUGGUAGGGAUCGGGAGGUCAAUCCUUUUGGUACCGAUGAGGUGGAAACUGAAGCAGAGAAUGUGUUUAACCAGCAGGAGAACACUGGCAUUAACUUUGAUGCUUAUGAGGAUAUUCCGGUGGAGACGAGUGGGGAUAAUGUGCCGCCACCUGUGAAUACAUUUGCAGAUAUAGAUUUGGGGGAUGCACUGAAUUUGAAUAUCCGCAGGUGUAAAUAUGUGAAACCAACUCCUGUUCAAAGGCACGCAAUACCCAUUUCACUAGCAGGACGGGAUUUGAUGGCUUGUGCUCAGACUGGUUCAGGCAAGACAGCCGCAUUUUGCUUCCCGAUCAUUAGUGGAAUUAUGAGGGGUCAGCUUCCUCAAAGACAACGUGGAGUUCGCACUGUUUAUCCACUAGCUCUUAUUCUUGCGCCAACAAGAGAACUCUCAAUACAGAUACAUGAGGAAGCUAAAAAGUUUUCCUACCAAACUGGUGUCAGAGUAGUUGUUGUUUAUGGUGGAGCACCGAUAAAUCAGCAGCUGCGUGAACUUGAGAGGGGAGUUGACAUUCUGGUGGCAACUCCAGGAAGAUUGGUUGAUUUGCUUGAGAGAGCCAAAGUUUCAUUACAAAUGAUAAGAUAUUUGGCUCUUGAUGAGGCGGAUAGAAUGCUGGAUAUGGGUUUUGAGCCCCAAAUCAGAAAGAUAGUGGAACAGAUGGAUAUGCCUCCUCGCGGUGAAAGACAGACCAUGCUGUUUAGUGCCACCUUUCCAAAAGAGAUUCAGAGAAUGGCGUCAGAUUUUCUUGCAAAUUACAUAUUUUUGGCUGUCGGUAGAGUUGGUUCCAGUACAGACUUAAUUGUUCAAAGAGUUGAAUAUGUUCAAGAGAGUGACAAGAGAAGCCAUUUGAUGGAUCUUCUUCAUGCACAGAGGGCAAAUGGAGUUCAAGGAAAGCAAGCUCUUACUUUAGUGUUUGUGGAAACAAAGAAAGGAGCUGACUCUUUAGAGCAUUGGUUAUGUCAUAAUGGUUUUCUUGCUACUACCAUUCAUGGGGAUAGAACACAACAGGAGAGAGAGAUGGCAUUAAGAUCAUUUAAGAGUGGGAAUACACCAAUAUUAGUUGCAACUGACGUGGCAGCUCGUGGUCUUGAUAUCCCGCAUGUUGCUCAUGUGGUCAACUUUGACCUCCCCAAUGACAUUGAUGACUAUGUCCACCGCAUAGGACGUACAGGGCGCGCUGGCAAGUCGGGGUUGGCUACAGCAUUCUUCAACGAGAACAACAUGUCGAUGGCAAGGUCGCUAGCAGAUUUGAUGAAGGAAGCAAAUCAGGAGGUUCCUGAGUGGUUGACUCGGUUUGCAAGUCGAGCUUCAUAUGGAGGUGGUAAAGGCAAGCGUGGUGGAGGCGGGCGUUUUGGUGGUCGUGACUUUAGAAGAGACCCCUCUUUUAACAGGGGUGGCGGCGGCAAUGACUUUUAUGGAGGUGGUGGUGGUUACGGAGGUGGCGGUGGUGGUUAUGGUGGUGGCGGAGGAUACAAUCCUGGGAUGACCAGUGCCUGGGAUUAAUUUCAUAUGUUGAGUAUAUAUCUCCAAAUCUGAUAAUAAUGAUGAUGGUGAUGAUGAUGGUUUUUCACGAUGAAAAAGAAUGUGCUUUUGACUAUUUAAUUUAAAAAGAAAUACUAACUUGUUGUAAUCCAUUUGGGAUUACGGGAGAGAUGUGAUGGUAGCCAGAGUACAUAUAGUUAUUGACUGCUGAAAACUAAACUGGGGGUUAAUAGAUAACCCCUAGUGAAGUUUUAUUUUGUUUUUCUACAUUAUUUCUAUGUUGUUUGUUUGUUUGUUGUAACUGUGGAUGGAUGGAUGGAUGGAUGUUGCUCUGGAUUUACUUUAUUGAAUGUGGAUGUACCAAUAUUUGGCCUAC
Messenger RNA from Erythranthe guttata (spotted monkey flower), 2362 nucleotides. Its product is annotated as DEAD-box ATP-dependent RNA helicase 11. NCBI's taxonomy places the organism in Eukaryota, Viridiplantae, Streptophyta, Magnoliopsida, Lamiales, Phrymaceae. The record is from RefSeq and is a predicted model, not a curated record. Gene Ontology annotation, molecular function: RNA helicase activity; ATP binding; nucleic acid binding.